Molecule: messenger RNA, 2836 nt
Organism: Dermochelys coriacea (leatherback sea turtle)
Lineage: Eukaryota; Metazoa; Chordata; Testudines; Dermochelyidae
Gene: NFE2
Product: nuclear factor, erythroid 2
Exons: 4
Coding region: 351-1718 (455 amino acids)
Biological process (GO): regulation of transcription by RNA polymerase II
Cellular component (GO): nucleus
Molecular function (GO): RNA polymerase II cis-regulatory region sequence-specific DNA binding; DNA-binding transcription factor activity, RNA polymerase II-specific
Source: RefSeq, a predicted model, not a curated record
UGGGGGGGGGCGGGAGGCCGUUAGACGGCGGGGCAGGGCUGGCCCCGCUUAUGUAAUAACAGGCAACCCCAGGGAGAGGCGCAGAGCCUCACAGAAGAGAACACGGACGAGAGCCCUGCCCUCGGUGUGCCCCACAGCCCAGCCAGGGCCUCCGUAGGGCUGCCCAGGAUGGAGGUGCCUUGAGAAGGCCCCCCGGCUCGCAGCAGGGACCACGCUCGGCUUCCCCAGCACCUCAGGGUCCGGUGGGAAGGAGCCACCGUGACGGAGACAGGGAAAAGAGUGAGACCCCUGCGCGCCCCCCGGCUGGGGAUCCCAGGCAGGAGCAGACAGGCCUCCUCGCGGCUUCAUGAAUGUCUGAUUUUGCCAGCUGCGGGCUGCAAAUUCACAGAACCGGCUCAGAGAAUUUCGCUGCCACGGCCGGUUUUGGGGUGGCCCUUCUGGAGCAGACGCUGGGCAGGACCUGGGCCGGCAAGAUGCCCCCUUGCCCUCCCCAGCAGGGCCGGGCCCGGACAACGCUCCUGCCCGCACCACCGGUGAGUGAGCCUGGCCAGCAGGGGGAGAUGGAGCUGACCUGGCAGGAGAUCAUGUCCAUCGCGGAGCUGCAGGGCCUGGAUGUGCCGAAUGAGACCCCCUACGACCCCGCAGUCUACACCCUCAUGCACCAAAUGGCACCCGCUGCCAACUACGGGCACUGCCCAGCGCUGGGAGAUGGCCUGGUGCCCAGCUGCAGCCAGCCUGCCCCAGUCUAUGACCGCCACUAUCUGGAUGUCAUGGCGGCCCCAUGCCCCCGGCUAGGGAUUGGCCCUGUGCCCCCUAUGGACCCCCCUUAUGGCUACACUGGGAUGCUGAUCUCCUCCAGCCUUGACCUGGGGCCAGGAACCAACGCCCUGGACCAGAUGGGCAACAACAAGACUCCGUCCCUGUCCGGGCUGCUAAGCGAGUCCCAGGGGGAGGCCAGCGGGCGGGCUGAGGGGGGCCGGGCUGAGGGCUAUGGCCCCCCGCCACCCUGCAAUGCCCAGGAGGACUUGGAAUCAGAUUCGGGCCUGUCGCUCAACUACAGCGACGCCGACUCCAUGGAGACCGAGGGGAUGGAGUCCAGCAGGCUGCGGCCCGACUACGCAGAGAUGUACCCUGUGGACUAUGGCCCACACUACCCCUUGCUGCCCACCUUGCAGGAAGUGUCCCCCUUCGCCAUGCAGCCUCUGGAGGCGUUCAAGCCCCAGCUGGAGAAGGGCCGGGCGCCCCCUCGGGCCGAGCUGGCCUGCAGCCGGGACGAGCGCCGCGCCUUGGCCAUGAAGAUCCCCUUCCCCACCGAGAAGAUCGUCAACCUGCCGGUGGAUGACUUCAACGAGCUGGUAUCCAAGUACCAGCUGACAGAGCCGCAGCUGGCGCUGAUCCGGGAUAUCCGGCGCCGCGGCAAGAACAAGGUGGCGGCCCAGAACUGCCGCAAGCGCAAGCUGGAGAACAUCGUGCAGCUGGAGCAGGAGCUGGAGCAGCUGGGGCGGGAGCGGCAGCAGCUGCUGCGGGACCGCUGCGAGGUGGACAAGACCCUGGGCCUCAUGAAGCAGAAGCUGGGCCAGCUGUACCGCGAGGUCUUCCUCAUGCUGCGGGACGAUGCGGGGAACCCCUACUCGCCUGACGAGUUCUCCCUGCAGCUCACCGCCGAUGGUGGCAUCUUUCUGGUGCCGCGCAGCAAGAAGCUGGACAGCGGGGACUGAGCGGGGCGGCCCCGGGACCCCACAGCUAGUCCCUGCCUGUGUGUGGGGUGGGGUCUGUGUUCUUUCCCAGUAACCAAACCUGCUUGUGGGGGGGCCCUUUAGUGUGUUACACACCUGGAGGCAUCAUAAGGGCAUGGGAGGGCCUGUCACUGCCUUACACACCGAACCCUGGAGGUGUCAUAUGGGAAUAGAGGGGCCUGCCAGAGCAUUACACACCCAAGCGAACCCUGGAGAUGUCAUAUGGGGAUGGGGGGACCCUGUAGUGUGUUAUGUGCCCGCGUCCCAGACGUGACACUGUUUGUUUCUGUGAUGAUUGCCCCAACCCCCUUCACUCCCCUGUAGAGACCAGCCCCACUGAGUCCCUUGCCCCCUACUCCCUGAUCUCUGUUCUAGGGAGUGUUUGGGGCAGCGCUGCUGACUGCAGGGAAGAACAACACUUCUCAUGCCCACUCGCCCCACGGAAAUGACCCGGCCUGGAGAGAGGAAGAAGGGUUCUGCCCCAUGAGCCCCAAGGAGCUUGCCCAUCAUGGGGGGUGGGCGGCGUGACAGAACAAGAGUCUCUUCCUUCCUGUGCAUCCAUAAGCUUGUUUGUCAGAUGCCCCUUUGCAAAGUCACUGAGAGCAACAGGGAGCCCAAGGUCCCUGAGGGGAGGGCUAGGGGGGCUGAGGAGGAGGCAGCUGGGGACAGGAGGGGGUCCCUGAGGGCAGGGCUUGAAGGGCGGGGGGGGGCUGUGCAGGCCCAUGAAAGAGGGGAUAGGAGGAGGUCCCUGAGGGGGAGCAGAAAAGCCUUUCUUCCGGGUGAUGCUGGGCAGGGAGAGGCCGGCCUUGGGCCCCUUGGCUCGUGGCACUGAGCCCGUGUGGCUGGGAAUGGGGCCAAUCCACCAUCAUAGUGGGCCGUGUGAGCAGGAGCUGAGCACAGCAGCUGAGCUCCUGUGGCCUGGAGGCUGGUCAGAGGACCCCAGAGCUCAGAGGGUUAAAUGUGGAGAGCUGUGGCCCCAACUGCCCUGGUGCGAGGUGCCCCCAGCAGCAUUUCCCCCAUUUGGACUGUUGUAAAUAGAGACUUGGCCUGCAGCUGCCAACUGUCCCGCAAUAAACAGCGCCCAGAGGGACCUGCUGGGA